Impatiens glandulifera is the source of this 693-nucleotide messenger RNA. RefSeq names its product extensin-3-like. Lineage: Eukaryota; Viridiplantae; Streptophyta; Magnoliopsida; Ericales; Balsaminaceae. Bases 1 to 693 code for a protein of 230 amino acids. The record is from RefSeq and is a predicted model, not a curated record. The transcript has a single exon.
AUGGCAACUUAUUAUAGGACACAAGCCCUAUGGGCCUUUGCAAUUUGUCUCAUGGCUGUCACUUUGGCAGCCGCAGACUAUCCAUCUCCGCCACCUCCUCUUUACUCCCCUCCGUCGUAUAUUUAUAAAUCUCCUCCACCGCCGCCUUACGUUUACUCAUCACCCCCACCCCCACCUUAUGUCUACUCCUCACCGCCACCACCACCGUAUGUUUACUCAUCUCCACCACCACCGCCUUAUGUUUACAAGUCUCCUCCACCACCUCCUUAUGUUUACUCUUCCCCUCCACCACCUCUUUAUGUUUACAAGUCCCCUCCUCCACCUCCUUAUGUUUACUCUUCCCCUCCACCACCGCCUUAUGUUUACAAGUCCCCUCCACCACCUCCUUAUGUUUACUCUUCCCCUCCACCACCUCCUUAUGUUUACAAGUCCCCUCCUCCACCUCCUUAUGUUUACUCUUCCCCUCCACCACCGCCUUAUGUUUACAAGUCCCCUCCACCACCUCCUUAUGUUUACUCUUCCCCUCCACCACCUCCUUAUGUUUACAAGUCCCCUCCUCCACCUCCUUAUGUUUACUCUUCCCCUCCACCACCGCCUUAUGUCUAUUCAUCUCCUCCACCACCACCUUACGUUUAUUCUUCCCCUCCACCUCCGCCUUACGUUUACAAGUCUCCUCCUCCAACAUAUUAUUAA